CCGCUGCUUUUAAUUUUGUCACUCUAUCCCAUCAAAUUGUUAGUCUGCAGAUCCAAAAUGACUGCUCAUAGGCUACUCUGCAGUGAACGCGUCCAAAAUGCCCCGAGCCCAACAAAGGCAAAGAGAGGCUACAUGAAAUCCCCCUCCUCCUGCAUAAACGAUUAGUCAUUGUCAGCGGUGACCUUUCAGUGAAACAAAUCUACUUUCAGUUCCACUUUAGUUCAUCAAACCUGCCACUGAACAACAGGAAGUGAAGUGAAACUUGAAGCUCAUCUUCAUACGUGAUUCUGCUUGAAAACAGGCUUGUUAAUGCUGAAAUGACUCUAUAAAUAAUACAUAAGAUUUUGUGGAUCAGAUAAGGUCCAGGUCUUUGCACUUGGCUGACAUUUGGCAUUUUUGUGGCCUGCUUGUGGUCCAGAUCUGGUAAACAGGAGCGGUCCACCCAAUUGCCAUCAUUCCUGCCACAUGUGGGCCAGAUCAUCAUCCCGCAUGUGCCAGAUGUGGGCCGGAUCUGGGCCGACACAAAGUUGCUAUCUGGGGGAAAUAGUGAAGUGUGUGGAGAUGUCUGUUCCUGGUCCUCAUGUGUUUCUGCUGGUCACCAGACUGGAUGUGAAAUUCACAGAGGAGGAGAAAAACACUGUGAAAUGGAUUCAGGAGAACUUUGGAGAAAAAGCUGCUUGUUACACCAUUAUGCUCUUCACUAGAGGAGAUCAGUUAAAAAUAUCUAUAGAGGGGCUUCUGUCAAAAAACAAGCAGAUUAAUGAGCUAGUCGAACAGUGUAAUGGUGGCUAUCGUGUUUAAUAACACAGAUGAAAAAAAUCGAUCACAGGUCACAGAACUGCUGGAGAAAAUAGACCGAAUGGUGGAGGAGAAUGGAGAAGAUCAUUACACAAAUGAGAUGUACCAGGAAGCUCAGAAAAAAAUAGAGGAAGAGGAGAGACAGAAGAGAGAGGAAGAGGAGAGACGGAAGAGAGAGGAAGAGGAGAGACGGAAGAGAGAGGAAGAAAAGAUAAAAGAGGAUGAAAGAAGAAGGAUAAAUGAUACAGCCCAAGCUGCAGCAUUUGUGGCAGUAGGUGUUGGAGCAGCUCUUGCUGGAGGCACAUUACUGGCUGCAGCUGGUGGUGCAGUGGUAACACCUGCAGCUUUAAUCGCAGUAGGAGCUGCUGUCACAGGAGGAUCAAGUGGAAAACUUAUUGUGGAUAAACUUAUUGUGGAUAAAGUUAAAGAUUGCGAGGAGCAGAAAAGAAGUGAAACAAAAAAUACAUAAAUCGAGACCCUCCAAAUAACCCCUUAUAUUCUAAUUGUAUAUACCAUUUGGCUUUAUCAUAUGGGCACAUUCUUUUAGCAUAUUUUGUAUGUUUUCAUGGGCGGUUUCGAUACUUCUCAGAGAAGCAGAUAGAAGCUGUUUGUCAUCUGAAGGUUUUAAAUCCAGUCACUGUCUUGUGUUGUGGAUGUCGUUAUUUUUUAUAUGUCACUAUGGUUGCAUGCGAUUGAUUUUUUUUUAAUAACCUUUUUUCCAGGCUUCUGAUUGACCAACAUGGCUUUACAGUUAGGGUUAUAUCACCACCUGUUUGUUUGGCAUGCUCUUGACAGCACUUCAUAGCGUGUUUUUAAUGUGGAUGUGAACGAAGGAGGAAAAACUCUGUUUAAAAAAUACCUGUGUACAUGUGGACAAGGCCUUAAAAUUGGACAAAAACAAUGAGACUGUUAUCGUCCCUAAGACAAUUCAGUGAUUUUGGGGUAAUGAGAUGUUCCUUUUGCUGCCUUUACGUGCUCUCUAAAUUAUCGUAAAUAUGAGUUUCCUUGGUAAAAAUUACACAUGAACGCCCAUUUCGAAUGCAAUGAGCUCACAAUCAUGACUUCUGAAGUGGGAAUUAUCAAAUUUAAGAUAGCACGUGAAGCAGGGCCAGAGUGGGACUCAUUUUCAGCCCUGGAGUUUCAUGCCUUAGACCGGCCCACUUUAAUUCCCGACUGACUAUAUUAAAAUAAUGUAAUUAAAACCUCAGUAUAUAAGUCUGCAAAUUGUGCACUGUUCUCUACAGCCUUGUAAUUAAUUGUAUUUUUCAAAAAUAUUAUUUCCAAUUCAGUGCAAAAAUGCUAAAAUUUGAUAUAGUCAUUUUUUAUUGUAUAAUAAUGAUUUUAUAACGUGAACCAUUGAUUAAUUCUUAAGCCAUCUAGUGACUGUAGUUAAAAAAUCAUGUUAUUGUAAUUUUUUUACUUUCCAUGGCAGCAAUGAUCCACUAAACCCAGGCACUUUUUUCAUGUCUAUCUCUUUGAAUGAAAUUGAGAAAUGUAGAUCUUUUUUAAAGUGGUUUUAACAUAAACAUUUUCCUCUUUUAUAUAAAUAUAUAUACUUACUAUAUACAAUUAUUACAAAUU
Messenger RNA from Megalobrama amblycephala (Wuchang bream), 2379 nucleotides. RefSeq names its product vicilin-like seed storage protein At2g18540. Gene Ontology annotation, molecular function: GTP binding. The record is from RefSeq and is a predicted model, not a curated record. Lineage: Eukaryota; Metazoa; Chordata; Actinopteri; Cypriniformes; Xenocyprididae. The transcript has 2 exons. Bases 782 to 1267 code for a protein of 161 amino acids.